Pistacia vera is the source of this 1532-nucleotide messenger RNA. Its product is annotated as CBL-interacting serine/threonine-protein kinase 14-like. Bases 243 to 1532 code for a protein of 429 amino acids. Gene Ontology annotation, biological process: protein phosphorylation; signal transduction. Lineage: Eukaryota; Viridiplantae; Streptophyta; Magnoliopsida; Sapindales; Anacardiaceae. The transcript has a single exon. Gene Ontology annotation, molecular function: protein kinase activity; ATP binding. The record is from RefSeq and is a predicted model, not a curated record.
AUUUUUAUUAUCUCUUUCCCAGUUUGAAUUCUCCUCUCGGUUCAAUCUCAAUUCCCAUCUCUUUCUUUGAACCCAAAUGCCAGUUUGUCUUUUUGAAUCAGUUCAAACCCAGAACAUACGAAUUUUAGUCUAUUUCAAUAGGCUGAUUAUUAGUUUUAAUUGUAAUUUGUAGCCAUACAUGCAGCAGCGAGGAAUCAAAGAGGUAAUUCUUUUAACCGUGAAGAUCAGCUCCGGUCUCAGUUAUGGACGAGAUAAUGACGGGUGCCAGCGGCGAGGUUUCGCUAGAUAUUGAAUUGUUCGGGAAGUACGAGGUGGGGAGGUUGAUUGGAGUUGGAGCAUUCGCGAAAGUUUAUCACGGCCGGAAUGUGCGAACGGGGCAAAGUGUGGCUAUUAAAGCCGUCAGUAAACAGAAGGUCGUUAAAGGAGGGUUAACGGCGCACAUUAAGAGGGAGAUCUCUAUCAUGCGCCGGUUGCGCAACACUCACAUCGUGAAAUUGAUUGAAGUCCUGGCGACCAAAGCCAAGAUCUAUUUCGUGAUGGAGUUUGCCAAGGGUGGAGAGCUCUUCACUAAGAUUUCUAAAGGAAGGUUUAGCGAAGAGCUCAGCCGUCGAUAUUUUCAGCAGCUAAUCUCAGCCGUUGGUUACUGUCAUUCACGAGGAGUGUUUCACCGGGAUUUGAAACCUGAGAAUCUCCUGCUCGACGAAAACUGGGAUUUAAAGGUUUCGGAUUUCGGACUCAGCGCCUUGAAGGAUCAGAUCCGACCCGACGGUUUACUACACACGUUGUGUGGCACUCCUGCUUACGUGGCUCCGGAGAUUUUAGCGAAGAAAGGUUACGAUGGUGCGAAGGUGGAUAUCUGGUCAUGCGGCAUCAUAUUAUUCGUUCUCAACGCUGGUUAUUUACCGUUCAAUGACUCUAAUCUAAUGGCCAUGUAUCGAAAGAUUUAUAAAGGCGAGUUUCGGUGCCCUAGAUGGACGUCUCCUGAUCUAAAACGUGUCUUAUACCGGCUUCUUGAUACAAAUCCGGACACAAGAAUCACAAUUGACGAAAUUGUCCAAGACCCUUGGUUCAAACAAGGUUACAAGGAGGGAAAGUCUCCGGAUUUUGAUGUUAAAGACUUGGGGAAUAAUCAGAACGAGAAAUGUUUAAAUGCUUUUGACAUUAUCUCGUUCUCCUCCGGUUUCAACCUGAGCGGUUUGUUCUCUGACUAUACCGAUAUUUCGGCUAGUGACGAGAGAUUUUUAUCGGCGGAAAAACCCGAUAAAAUUAUAGAGAGAGUUGACGAGGUGGCUAAGAGGGAGGAUGAUAAAAUGGUGAGCAUAAAGAAAAAAUGGGGGGCAAAGUUUGUGGGACAGAAUGGUAAUUUUGUUUUGCUUAUAGAGAUUUACCGGUUAACGGAUAACUUAGUGGUGGUGGAGACCAAAAAGAAGGAGAGGGAAGUUGGACCCAGCCAUGAAGUUUGGAGAGAUAAGCUGAGACCGGAGCUGUUAGGCAUGAUUUAUCAACCGGAAGAUACGGUUUCCGGUGCCUAG